This is a messenger RNA of Miscanthus lutarioriparius, 315 nucleotides long. Lineage: Eukaryota; Viridiplantae; Streptophyta; Magnoliopsida; Poales; Poaceae. The record is from the annotation of a GenBank genome assembly.
AUGAGAAGGCCGGCCGUGUUCGUGAGGCAGGCGGCGCCGGCGGCAUUGGCCAUCUUGUUUGGAGCGCUUCUUCUGAUGUCGUUCGUCAUGGACGACGUCAAGAGAGCGGCUCUGCCGGCGGCGAUCGACGGGAGGAGGAUGCUGGGCAGAGGCGCUGGAGGGCAGAGGACUCUGGAGGAUUUCAAGGCUGAUAACCCCUUCCAGGACAGCAAGAGAAGGGUGCCCAAUGGUCCUGAUCCUAUCCACAACAGGCUUGCGUCAUGGGAAGGGAACGCUCUUGUUUCACCAGUUUCUGUCUGCUGGCAUGUAGUCUAA